Molecule: messenger RNA, 1161 nt
Organism: Tricharina praecox
Lineage: Eukaryota; Fungi; Ascomycota; Pezizomycetes; Pezizales; Pyronemataceae
Exons: 6
Coding region: 342-974 (210 amino acids)
Source: RefSeq, a predicted model, not a curated record
CACUCCCUCAGGUUGUUUGAUUCUCAUUCGAACCGACGCCCAUGAAGCUUCCGUAAGCAGAUACUCCUCUCCUUACGAUCUUCACACGGCGACUCGACACCAACUUCCUACGGCGGUGUAUAGAAUACCUGAAAUCAGUUUUGACCGGACCGGAACGCACGACUAAGGCUCUGCCUUGGACGGAUGCCAGCCUUGAACCCCUAGCAACCGGUGCCGAGUUGAGAUAAUGCGAGAUUACAUCCGAGCCACCGACCUACUACAACUCGUCCGCUUCGUCUAGAUGUCCCGCCACCGCCGCGGAAGAAAUCGCCAACGCCGAGAGCAACACACCUGCGACUCCUAUGGAGACACCCGAAAUUCCACUGCUGCCAACGGCGAAUCUACACUGCCAGGCUGCACAGCUACUGCCGUCAGUGGAGAAUAACCGAAAUGAGGUUUCAACGGACCGGAACGCACAAGUACGGCUCAACCUCGAACGGAUGCCGGUAUUGAGAUGGUGCGAGAUUCGUUUGGAUCCACCGACCUACUGCCGCUCGUUUGGUUCGUCCUGUAUGUCAUGCUACCGCCGCGGAAGCAAUCGCGAACGCAAAGAACAAGGCGCCUACGACUCCUUCAGAGACUCCCGAGAUCUCAUUCCUGCUGACGGCGAAGAUACACCGUCAGGCUCCACAGAGACGGUUGCCGUGUUAAGAGAUCAUGCGAGAUUCCUUCCGGUCCACCGGUCUAUCACAGCUCGGCCAGUUCGUCCUCUAUAUCAUACCACCGCCACCGACGAAAUCGUGAACGCUGAGACGAAGAAACCUGCGAGUCCUGCCGAGACUCUCGAGAUAUCACUCCUGCCGACGGCGAAUCUAAAAUUUCAAAGCGAUUCAAAGAGUCUACCACCGGCGCUGAUCGACUGGAUGCAUUAUCUCAACCCUCUCGUACUAGCGAUAGACCGGGAAGAGGAAGUAAUGGACACCAAGAAGGUUUAGGGCAGUGGUUUCUAGGCUACUACGGAAGAUGAUGGUGCAAAAGUGAUCUGGAGCCGAAACGGGAAGCGUGAUGUUCAGGAACUCAUCCAUUUAAAAGUUUCGACCAAGCUUCGUUCAAACUACCAGUACAGUAAUCGUUCAACUGGGUAGAAUAUUAUUUGCAAACUGCACCAUCAACAAAUCGGAC